This is a messenger RNA of Scylla paramamosain (green mud crab), 1456 nucleotides long. RefSeq lists its product as uncharacterized. Lineage: Eukaryota; Metazoa; Arthropoda; Malacostraca; Decapoda; Portunidae. The record is from RefSeq and is a predicted model, not a curated record. The transcript is spliced from 2 exons. The coding region runs from base 104 to 1177 and encodes 357 amino acids.
GAAAAAGUGGCAACUCAACACUUAUCCUUUAACUGACGUAAUAUAUAUAUAGGGCACCUCAUCCAGUUACCGACAGAGUUGUACGGAGGAACAGUAAUCGAUCAUGAAGCAACUGUUGCUGGUCUGUGCGGUGGCAACCAUCGCCUCCCCAUCACUUGCUGGGCCGUCUGGAUACGGCUACUACGACCCAGUGACGUACACCUACAAAAGCUUCCACAGUCCAAUCCACACCCCGCCCUUAGUUACCUCCGAGAAGUCUGAUCCCUUCAUGGGCGUCUCAUCAUAUAGAGUGUUUGAAGGCACCGAUCUUACCCGCGACGAGCUGAUGGCUAUCAUCGGCAGUGGAUUUGGCCCGCUCAUGAUGAUCUCUCUGUACCCGAACCACAGGUCCGGAUUGAAGGAGUACAAGGACGUGAGCAUGGCAAUGGUGGAAGCCUCCCGCCAAGUGCUGGAGUCUCGCGUCCGCAACGGUCAACACGUGGACCCACAACGGUUCGUGAAUCUGGAAAACGUGGAGAAGCGACUGCCCGCUGUGCUGGACGCGAUGACUGAUGUCUUCGACGGAAAGGUAAACCCGCGCUACUCUCUGACAAACCUCUUCAAGGUUUAUGACUUCGGGCCUGCCGACAGGUCCAGGUUCAGGCAGAGGGUGCUGAUGGCCAUCAGCAGGGUGGCCUUCCAAGCUAAUGAAUCUGCCAUAACGGAUAAUCUGAAGGACGCAUCCAAUGUUUUCCUCAAGGCCCUCAGAGAGUACCUGGAAGAUCGCGUGGCCAGCGGCAGGCAUGUGACUCAGGAUCAAUACAAUCGUCUGGAGAGAGCAGAAAAACUGAUGCCAUCUCUCAUGCGGGCCAUGGAGGGCAUCGCUAAUGACCCGCAGGUCGUCCAGUUUAUGAAGGAACUGCACCUUGACGCUACAGAGAAGGCGAGGCAGCUUGUCCUUUGCUUCUUCGCUUCCAUGGACGCAUUGUUCAAGGAUCCCAAUCGCACUGUGGGGACAAUCAUGCGUGACAUAGUGCUCGCCUACAUCCCCUCAGCCCGCCAGGUGUUCCAGGACCGCAUCGCGCUGGGCCUGCCCGUGUCGCAGGAAGACAUCGAUAAAAUGGAGCACAUGGAGCAGGUGCUGCCCAUCAUGCUCACCUCAUACAUUGAGAUAGGGGACGACAUGGGCAUCUAUUAGUCUACUUCUUUAUAGAAACAUUGUCUCAAUGUAUUCUUGCCUUUGAUACCUGUCAAUCUUCCUUUUUCCAUAUAUCUUUCAUUAAGAUGUAACUUUUUUUUUUCUAGAAUUCCUUGGGGUCUUAGUCUAAUUAAAAAAACAAAAAUGUAUUUUUUGGUCAGAUCAAAUUUACCUUUAGGUUAUAAUUUCAAAGGUUAUGGGAUUUUCUUGUAACAAAUAAAAAAAAAAUAAACAUUAGCAAAUUUUGUAGAUAUUUCAAAUAAAUGUUCAACAGCAUCA